Messenger RNA from Linum tenue, 585 nucleotides. The record is from the annotation of a GenBank genome assembly. Lineage: Eukaryota; Viridiplantae; Streptophyta; Magnoliopsida; Malpighiales; Linaceae.
AUGCCGUUCGGUGAGGUGACGAUCACCCUAGAGGACGUUACGACACUGACCGGUCUAGCGAUCGACGGUGAUGUCGUCGUAGUAGACAUACCAGACGAGGACUGGUCGGCUAUGUGUCUUCGACUGUUAGGACGGGCUCCUACUGAUCUUGGUGGCGGCGUCAUCCGAAUUGCUUGGCUCAGGAGACUUUCGAUGAGCUACUGCUUUCUACAUCACCCCAGACGACAGAGCAGUUUGCAAGAGCCUGUGCUAUCCUACUUGUACCGUGAGAUGGGUAGAUCGGCGCUGCAGAUGACUGCAUCUUCUUCACUGGGUGGUGACUUUGGUGGAUGGUUCGCCUUGCUGAUGAUCUGGACGUGGGAGCGGUUUCCACAUACAUCACCACUACAUGCGGAGACGGGUGCGCAGAUUACUCAGGACGCAGUGCCAAGUGGCCUUCGAUGGCUUCCGGCCCACACCCGUCAGGACUACAACGGUAUUGUGAUCCAGUCCGACACGUUUCGAGCAGUAGUUUCGUUGAUCUGCUUCUCAUCGCAGAUGUGGCAUCAUCCAGAUCGCGUGCUCGGAAAGUUUGGGAUGAUUUAG